CCUAAAAAAAAUAGAGAUCAAUGAUGCCUUAUUCUAAUGAAGAAGUAGCACCAGCACCUCGGCAGCUCCGGUGGUUCUUUUCCCAGUCUCCGCUGCUCCGACAACCGGACGAUGAUAAAAGCUCUUCCAUAACUAUUCACAUAAUGAGAAAUAUUAGUUACUUGGAUGAAUCAAAUGUUGAUCCCCAACAAGAUUGGCUUCCUAUCACUGAAUCUAGAAAUGGUAACGCCUUCUACGCUGCCUUUCAUACCAUUUCUUCAGGGAUUGGUUUCCAAGCUCUUAUGCUUCCCUUAGCCUUCGCAUCGCUUGGUUGGAUUUGGGGCAUAACAUGUCUUUCGUUGGGUUACGUAUGGCAGUUGUACACAAUAUGGUUGCUAAUUCAACUCCAUGAAUCGGAGAACGGCACACGCUAUAGUAGAUACCUUCGCCUAUCCAUGGCAGCCUUUGGUGAAAAUCUAGGGAAAAUGCUAUCCUUGUUCCCAGUCAUGUACUUAUCAGGUGGCACUUGUGUGGCUCUAAUUAUGUUUGGAGGUGGGACCAUCAAGAUCUUCUUCGAAACCUUAUGUGGGCCCACUUGUAACCCGUUAACCACUAUAGAAUGGUACAUGGUCUUCACUUCUUGUGCCGCGAUCAUGGCACAGCUGCCCAACUUAAACUCAAUCGCCUGGGUCUCCUUCGUCGGAUCAGUAACCGCAGUAGGAUAUUGUACCCUAAUAUGGGUCGUAUCCGUAUGCAAAGACCGACCCACAAGUAUGUCAUACGGGCCGACCCAUGUUUGGUUUCAUGCUGAUAGGGUUUGUGAGGUACUCAAUGCAAUUGGGAUGAUUGCUUUGGCUUUUAGAGGGCACAACUUAGUGCUUGAAAUACAGGGAACUAUGCCAAGCAGUAUAAAGCAACCAUCAAGAAUAGCAAUGUGGCGAGGGGUGAAGUUUGCCUACAUGGUCAUUGGGUUGUGCUUGUUUCCCGUCGCAAUUGGCGGAUACUGGGCCUAUGGAAACUUGAUUAUACCUACAAAUGAGGGGCUACUACGAGUCUUGUAUGAAUACCAUGGGAAUGACACAUCCAAGUUUGCACUGUGUCUCACAAGCUUACUUGUAGUGAUACAUUGUCUGUGCUCAUUCCAGAUAUAUGCAAUGCCAGUGUUUGACAACCUGGAGUUUCGAUUCACAAGCAGCAAGAAGAAACCAUGUCCUCGUUGGUUGAGAUCAGGAAUACGAGCUUUCUUUGGAUGCUUAACAGUCUUCAUAGCAUCUGCACUACCAUUCUUGCCGAGUUUGGCAGGUCUAUUAGGGGGCCUUGCUCUGUCUCUCACCUUAGCAUAUCCCUGUCUUAUGUGGAUACAGAUUAAGAAACCUCAAGAGUUGAGUUUUAUGUGGUACCUUAACAUUCUGCUAGGGUGUUUUGGGAUACUUCUGAGCAUUCUGCUUGUGACUGGAGCCAUAUGGAGUAUGUCCAUCAAAGGGAUCCCAGUCCACUUCUUCAACCCAGAUGAAACAAGAUAGAAACUUGUCCUCAAUUUGACACCAGAAUACAGCUUCAUGAAAAUAGAAAUACCAGACAGAUGUAGGUUUUAACAUACCAGAAUAACUUGCCCCAUGGCUUGUGUAACAUGUGCAGUGAUGUCCACAAGUUUCACAGUUUUACCGCCCUUUCUCCAUGUAUACAAAGUUUACAAACCAUAGUAACUACCCAGCACGUGUGUAAAUCCUCAUUACCAACCUGUGCGUGUUAGGUGCGACCAGUACUAGACUGCAGCACAGAGCCAACAUCUUUCUUGGUGAGAAAGAGGUCAACUGUGACACAUUGCUUCAAAAUACAGGCCUGAGAUAACUUGGCGGGUCCAUCAGAUGACACAAAUCACACAACUACCAUCUACUUUAGCUGCUUUAAAUGAACUCCGGUACCAAUCAAAAAAUAUAAAAGAGCAAAAUUGAACGAUUAAAAUGGUAAUUAAUCUCACAUUUUUACAGACAGAGUUGCCUAAAGGACGUUACAUUGAUAAUGGUAGAAGCAUU
Molecule: messenger RNA, 2015 nt
Organism: Spinacia oleracea (spinach)
Lineage: Eukaryota; Viridiplantae; Streptophyta; Magnoliopsida; Caryophyllales; Amaranthaceae
Product: lysine histidine transporter-like 8
Exons: 5
Coding region: 21-1502 (493 amino acids)
Source: RefSeq, a predicted model, not a curated record